AUGGUUAGCGUCUGCAAAAGAGAUUCCGGCACAGAUUUGGCCAACGAAUUAGGUGAAUUCAUAAUUAAGCGUCAAAAUGAAGCCUUAUUAUCUAAGCAAGAUCAUUUCUACAUUGCUAUCAGUGGAGGUUCUUUAAUUAAUGUAUUGAAAAAGUGUUUAAUUGAUAAUAAAACUAUCGCGGCAAAGGUCAAAUGGCCUCAAUGGAGAAUUUAUUUCGUUGAUGAAAGAAUUGUUCCAUUUGAUAGUCCAGAUAGCAAUUAUGGUGCCUUCAAGAAGGCUAUUUUAGACCCAUUAUCUCAUAAUAAUGAUGAAUUGAAUGAAGGUCCAACAGUUUAUGCUCUUAAUGAGUCUCUUGUGGGGAACGGUGCUGCAGGAAAUGAAAAGGUUGCAGAAGAUUAUGAAUCAUUAUUACCCAAGUUUCCUUUCCAUUUGUUGCUAUUAGGAUUUGGACCAGAUGGUCAUACCUGUUCUUUAUUCCCAAACCCUGAACAUAGAUAUUUGGUCGAAGAAAGAAAGAGACAUGUCAUGUAUUGCCAUGAUUCUCCAAAGCCACCAAGCGAUAGAAUCACAAUAACUCUUCCAGUUAUUAAAAGUGCAAAUUCAAUCGCUUUUGUUGGUGAAGGUGCCUCCAAACAAGAGAUAUUGCAUGAAAUCUUCGAUAUUAAGAACGAGAAAUUGCCAACUGUCAUGGUUAAUGACAUUGGUAAAGACGUUUAUUGGUUUGUAAAUACCAUCGCUUUUGAAAAGACUAAAGCAAUCGAUAUAACUGUUGUUUAG
Messenger RNA from Henningerozyma blattae CBS 6284, 777 nucleotides. Its product is annotated as 6-phosphogluconolactonase. Gene Ontology annotation, biological process: pentose-phosphate shunt; carbohydrate metabolic process. The transcript has a single exon. NCBI's taxonomy places the organism in Eukaryota, Fungi, Ascomycota, Saccharomycetes, Saccharomycetales, Saccharomycetaceae. Gene Ontology annotation, molecular function: 6-phosphogluconolactonase activity. The record is from RefSeq and is a predicted model, not a curated record. Bases 1 to 777 code for a protein of 258 amino acids.